Arachis ipaensis is the source of this 2493-nucleotide messenger RNA. Its product is annotated as transcriptional corepressor LEUNIG_HOMOLOG. Lineage: Eukaryota; Viridiplantae; Streptophyta; Magnoliopsida; Fabales; Fabaceae. Gene Ontology annotation, molecular function: transcription corepressor activity; protein binding. The record is from RefSeq and is a predicted model, not a curated record.
GCUAAACCCUGCAUUCUCUUGUUCCCCUCUUUUUUUGCAUGGCACUGUCACUUGCCGCUUCUUACUUCAUUCUUCUCUUCCCUUCUCUUCUCUUCUCUUUCCUCCCUUUAAUUUUCUUCUUUCUUUUUUUUUUUUCCGUAAAUAUUCUUCAUCUCAUCCACCCUAUAUAUAAAUCUUUACAUAUAGUCUUUUUCUUCUCUUCUCUUUUCUCUAACCAGAAAUUUAGGAAUUCACUACUCUUGACUUAGCUUAAUUUCUUUACGCAAUUGACGAUCAUCAUCAAACCGUCAUGGAUUUUAAUUGGGACGCUGAGCACAUAUUUCGACUGUAUGUGCAUGAUUAUAUGGUGAAAAGAGGAAUGCACAAAACCGCUGAGAUUUUCAGGAAGGAAUGCAAUCUGACUGACACUGCUGUUACACUUGAUUCUCAUGAUGGGUUCUUGCUCGAAUGGUGGUCUGUUUUCUAUGAGAUAUAUAUGUCUAGGGCUAGACUAGCGAAGGAUCAGGCGACUGGGGCAGAAUCUUCUGGGAAGGUCCCAGGAACUACAUGUAAUGCCGGAAUUAGUGUCCCUCCAAUCCCUCGAUCAUCCAUGAGUGAGCAGAGACCUGACCAACGUCAAGUCAACGCCAGAUAUAACAGGAUGAUGGCACAACCAGCUGCAUGUGUACUACAAUCUACUCUGAAUGCAAAAGAGCAUCCUGGAUAUAUGACUGUAGAUGCCGCCAGAGCAAACAAUUUGAAGCUGGCUGUGACCAAUUCAAAUAAUUCGCUGCAAGAUGUAGGGAAUAAUGCUCAGAGGGAAGCUUUUAAGGAUAUUUGCAUCGGAAGGGACGUAUCUAGGGACCCUCUAGAUGUAGCCCAAAGGACAUUGCAACAUAAACCAAAUACUGGUGAAUCUUUCAAUCGAAUGCCAAUUAACGGUUGGCCAGUAAAUAACCAAGUAUUAACCUCAUUUUUGCGAGCACCAAACUAUCAACAGCAAUUUCAAGCGCAGACAAGUUUCCCAGUUCCUGGAAACUCUGUUGAGUGCAACAAUCAUCACACAAAGGUUUCCGAGGCUGAAUUAAGCAUAAAGGAUAAGCAGACAAUGGACCCAAUGAUUAGGGAUCAGCAACCACAGAUGCAGUCUCAGAAUGUUGAGAAGAGCAAAAAGAGAAAGGCAACGAUACCCUUGAGGACUGGAGAAAGUGCCAUGGAUUGUGUAGAUGCAGAAGAUGGAAAGCCUAUGGAUGAAAGUGUGGAGUCUUUCCUGUCAUUCGAAAAUGAACAUGCUGAUCAUAGAGUUGUGCCUUUCAGCAAUCUGACUCGUAUUUCAGCUGCACAUGGUAAAAAUGAAAAUAAAGGUUUUUCAUUUGAAGAAGUCAGUUGCCUUCACUCAAGCAAAAACAAGGUUUUAUCCACCCAUUUUUCAUGGGAUGGAAAGGUUUUGGCAAGUGCUGGACAUGAGAAGAAGGUUUUCAUUUGGAACAUGGAAACCCUUAAUUGUGUUACUACUACAGAAGGACAUUCACAUCUCAUUACAGAUGUUCGGUUUAGGCCAAGUUCUACUAUAUUUGCAACAUCUUCCUUUGACCGAUCUAUAAAACUUUGGGAUGCAGCCAGACCCGACAAGUCAUUAUUCCAACUCGACGGUCAUGCCGACCAAGUAAUGUCAUUGGACUUCCAUCCAAGGAAGCCUGCCAUUCUUUGUUCAUGUGAUAGCAAUGACAUAAUUCGUCUGUGGGAUAUCAAUCAGCGUACCUGCUUGCAUACUACUAAGGGAGGCGCUAAUAAACAAGUCAGGUUCCAGCCUCGUACUGGGAAGUUUCUGGCUGCUGUGUCCGGAAAUAAUAUCAAGAUAGUUGAUUUUGAGAGCAAUAGAUUUCUGUACCACCUAAAGGGUCAUGUCAAAGAUGUUCUUUCCAUUUGUUGGGACAUGAGUGGAAACUAUGUUGCCUCCGUCAGUGAAGAUUGUGCACGUGUCUGGUCUGUUGCAGAUGGAAAAUGUAUAAGUGAAUUGAAUUCCACUGGGAACAAGUUCCAAUCGUGUGUAUUUCAUCCAGGAUAUCAUAAUCUCUUAGUAAUUGGUGGCUAUGAGUCCCUGGAAUUGUGGUGUACAACAGAGAGCAGUAAAACAUUGACAGUUCCUGCACACAAGGGACUAAUUGCUGGACUAGCACAUUCACCCCAAGAUGAAAUGAUUGCCUCAGCUAGCCAUGAUCAUUGCGUGAAACUCUGGAAAUAAGGACUUGGUGCAUAGUUCCUUGCCGUAGUUUAAAUUUUUAGGGCCUUUUUCUGACAAUAUAUCUUUUCUGGAAAUUCAUUUUUUUUUUUUUCAGAUUAUGUUGUUUUACAGGCAAACGGGUACUAUACGACAUUAUAUGACAGGAAUUGGUAGAUAGUUUACAUAGGCAAAGAUACAAUAAACCAUUGCGCACAUUGUUGUACAGUUGCAUCUAUCAUAGACUUAAAAAGUUAAAAUCAUAACCAAAUAAAAUGCACACAUUUCAGAAA